AUGAUUAGGUGUGAGUGUGGACAAGGAAGAUUCUGUUUCUUUUUUUUUUUUUUAACAGGUGUUGGGGUCGAUGACAUGUUUAUCAUGAUUUCUGCCUGGCAUGAGACCAGCCUCGCAGAUGACAUACGACAGCGGAUGUCCAGUGUCUAUUCCAAAGUGGCAGUAUCCAUUACAAUCACCACCAUUACUAACAUCCUGGCCUUCUAUACAGGGGUUAUGAGCUCUUUUAGGUCCGUACAAUAUUUUUGCAUCUAUACAGGAACAAGCCUGUUAUUUUGCUAUUUUUAUUCCAUCACCUGUUUUGGAGCAUUUAUGGCCUUGGAUGGUAAAAGAGAAGUAGUCUGCUUACGCUGGUUGGAAAAGUCUGACCCAAAAUGGUCCUCAUUUAAAAAGUCCUGCUGUUUCCCCUUUGGUGCUGUUCCAGAUGAACAUGGAACUGAUAGCCAUCCAGUGACUUUGUUUUUUAGAGACUAUUUUGGCCCUUUGCUCACAAGCACUGAGUCCAAGUUUUUUGUAGUCUUUCUAUACAUUUUGUACCUCACAAGCAGUAUAUAUGGGUGUUUCCAAGUGGAGGAAGGUUUAGACCUUCGAAAUCUGGCAAGUGAUGAUUCCUACAUCACACCAUAUUUUAAUGUAGAGGAAGGUUAUUUUUCAGAUUAUGGCCCCAGGGUUAUGGUUAUUGUUACUAAAAAAGUUGACUACUGGGAUAAAGAUGUUAGGCAAAAACUGGAAAACUGUAUUAAAAAUUUUGAAAAAAAUUACUAUAUAGAUGGAAAUUUUACAGAGUUUUGGUUAAGUGCAUAUGUGCAAUAUUUAAAAGGUAAGAGCCAAGAUCCUAAUGAUAAGAAUACUUUUCUGAAUAAUAUUCCUGAUUUUUUUAGCAAUUUUCCAAAUUUUGAGUAUGAUGUUAAUAUUUCAUCAUCAAAUGAAAUCAUUUCUUCCCGGGGCUUCAUUCAGACAACGGAUGUUUUUUCCUCAAAGGAUAAGAAAAUAAUGUUAUUCCAAUUACGAAGCAUAGCUGAAGACUGUCAAAUUCCCCUAAUGGUGUAUAACCAGGCAUUUAUAUAUUUUGAUCAGUAUGCUGCAAUAGUAGAAAACACUGUUCGAAAUGUCAUGGUGGCAUCGGCAGCUAUGUUCAUUGUUUCCUUAUUGUUAAUUCCUCAUCCAAUGUGUUCCUUGUGGGUGACUUUUGCUAUUGGUUCUGUGAUUGUAGGAGUAACGGGUUUCAUGGCAUUCUGGAAAGUUAAUCUUGAUUCCAUAUCCAUGAUUAAUCUUGUCAUUUGUAUAGGGUUUUCUUUCGAUUUUUCUGCACACAUUUCCUAUGCAUUUGUUUCUAGUCCUCAGCCCUCAGUAAACCAAAAAUCAAUUGAGGCGUUAUAUCUUCUAGGCUACCCAGUGUUACAAAGUGCAGUUUCAACGAUAAUAGGGGUGUGCGUUUUAGCUACGGCAAAAGCAUACAUCUUCAGAACAUUUUUUAAGAUUAUGUUUCUUGUUAUGGUAUUUGGGGCUGCUCAUGGCCUAAUUUUUAUUCCAGUAUUCUUGACCUUUUUUUGAAGGUUUAUUUGAAUAUCCACUAACAAAUCAAAGACCAAUUCUAGAAUUCUUGAUUGCCCCAAUCCAAUCUGAUUUUUUUAA
Sapajus apella (tufted capuchin) is the source of this 1635-nucleotide messenger RNA. RefSeq names its product patched domain-containing protein 3-like. Gene Ontology annotation, cellular component: membrane. Lineage: Eukaryota; Metazoa; Chordata; Mammalia; Primates; Cebidae. The transcript has 2 exons. The record is from RefSeq and is a predicted model, not a curated record. Bases 1 to 1554 code for a protein of 517 amino acids.